Molecule: messenger RNA, 2000 nt
Organism: Eurytemora carolleeae
Lineage: Eukaryota; Metazoa; Arthropoda; Copepoda; Calanoida; Temoridae
Product: rhophilin-2-A
Exons: 16
Coding region: 282-2000 (572 amino acids)
Biological process (GO): negative regulation of stress fiber assembly; signal transduction
Molecular function (GO): protein binding
Source: RefSeq, a predicted model, not a curated record
AUUUCCGAUUGCAUUAGCCAGCUUAACAAAGAAGAGUGUAAAGAUGGAAAUAAGUAGACAUUCUCUAUAGAUAUUAUUGAUAGUGAAUUCUAUGUUUACGAUGAACAAGAAUGUCGUCUUAUUCGUGGAGAACAAUUCCUUGUAAAAGAAAUGCGCCGUUUAGCUGAAGUAAGAAGUGAUAAGUAAUAAACUCAGGUGCAUAAAGUUCAUAGAAUGUAGAUUUAAAGUGAUAAUAUGGAUUGAUUAAGUGCCAGAAUUAUGCUGAAAAGUGAAAAGUGAGAAUGCUCAAGUGGGCUGUAUUCCCUAAACCUGAGGAGUUCAGGAAGAGAAUAGUGGGUUCUGACCCACGGGCUGCAACAUGCCGAGGGAAGUUGCAAUCAAAGCGUUCCAAGUUAAAUAUGGAAAUAAACAAGGAACUCAUGCUGAGAAGUGGGGCAGAGAAUCUGUUCAAAGCAACAACAAACAAGAAGAUGAGAGAAACUGUAGCUCUAGAACUCAGUUUUGUUAAUUCAAACCUGCAGCUACUCAAGGAGCAGCUUGCUGAGCUAAACAGUUCAGUUGAACUAUAUCAGGCUGGUUCCCAACUACUGGUUCCCAUGAUACCUCUUGGUCUCAAGGAAACUAAAGAGAUAGAACUCCAGGAACCUUUUAAGGAUUUUAUCCUUGAACACUACAGUGAGGAUGGUGGAGAGCAUGAUGAAUCCCUGGCUGAACUCCAGGAUCUCAGACAAGCAAUGCGAACUCCAACCAGGGACAGUCAUGGUAUCUCCCUUCUCUUCCAAUACUAUAAUCAUCUUUACUACAUUGAGAGGAGAUUCUUCCCCCCUGACAGGAGUCUAGGAAUAUUCUUCGAAUGGUAUGACAGUUUGACCGGGGUUCCUAGUUCACAGCGAACUGUUGCGUUUGAGAAAGCAUCUGUUUUAUUUAAUAUCGGCGGUUUGUAUACACAGAUCGGUACCCGCCAGGAUAGAGGAACAGAGGCGGGAUUAGACGCCGCCGUAGAUAAUUUUCUCAGGGCCGCUGGAACCUUUCAGUACAUUCACGAGAACUUUACCAACGCUCCCAGCAUGGACCUGGGUCCUGAGACCCUGCAGAUGUUGGUUCAGCUGAUGUGUGGACAGGCUAGGGAAUGCCUGCUGGAGAAAAGCAGACUAGGCUUCCAGGAUCAGAAGGAUCGAUCUGAUGGUGAGGAGGAGAGCGAUGAGGAUGAUGAUGAUGAGAAGAGAUUAAAACCUGAUGAUCUUGGUAUAGAUCAUUGUCUAGAACUAGGUCAGGAGUCUGCUCACGUGGGCGAGGUGUAUGAAAAGGUUUAUCAGGCAAUAUCACAACAGCAAGUUAAAGAUUAUGUUCCUUUCAGCUGGGUGGCGCUUAUACAGGUGAAACGAGAACAUUACAGAGCUCUAGCUCACUACUAUGUAGCUGUAGGACUCCUAGAUCAUACAGGAGACUUGGAUCAGAGAACUAAAGAUACAUUACUCUUCCUACACGAUACCAAGGAGAGUAAACUCCAGUUACCUGAAACUAAAGAACAGAGAAAAUAUCUUGGAAAAGCGCAUCUGCGUGAAGCUCUCCUUUUGCACGAGGAAGCGCAGCGUAUAAACCGGAUGUGCCGUGAACUCCGGAAGAAGGAUCAGCUGGCCGAGGUGCUGAGGAUGUCCCGUGAGAAUUCAUUAAACAAAUACGCAGAUAUAGAUGAUGAAGACGACUUUCAGGAGGUACUAGACCCCCCUCCUGUUCUCCCCUCCACCACCUACCAGUUGACCCUUUCAUUCCCAGACACAGCUCAAUAUAGGGUGACAGAUCUUUUUAAGAGCCUGGGCCCUGUAGCUGUAUUUAAUGCUAAACAUCAUUGGUCGGCUCCUAGAACUAUACAGCUCAGGAAACGUGAUGAUGAAGGAUAUGGUUUCAGUGUGAGAGGAGAUGCUCCUGUAGUCAUUGCAGGAGUAGAACCUGCUAGUCUGGCACAUGUAAGUAACAUUAGUAAUAAUAAUAAUAAUUAA